AUGUUUUUUGUGGUUUAUUUUAUUUUUAUAUUAUUUAAUUUGGUUAGUUGUUUUGAUACAACUGUUAGAUUGUAUCGUGAUUUAUUAAAUGAUUAUGAACCUGAUGUUCGUCCCUCUAUAAGGCAUGAUAUGCCAAUUAAUGUUAUAUUUAGUUUUUCAUUAACACAAAUAAUUGAUGUUGAUGAAAAAAAUCAAAUAAUUACUACAAAUGGUUGGAUUAAUCAAAAAUGGAAUGACUAUAAACUUGUGUGGAAUCCUAGAAAAUAUGAUAAUAUUACAAAAAUUCAUAUUGCUUUUGAUAAACUUUGGAAACCUGAUAUUGUUUUGUAUAACAAUGCUGAUUCAGAAUAUACAAAAAGUAUCUUAAGUACAGAUUUAAUUGUUGAUUAUCAAGGUAAUGUUACAUGGAUAUCUACUGGAAUAUUUAAAAGUAGUUGUCCAUUAGAUGUUCGUUAUUAUCCAUUUGAUAGUCAAAAUUGUUAUUUAAAAUUUGCUUCAUGGGCAUAUGAUGGAACUAAAAUUGAUAUAUCAACAAAUAAUAAUUCUGGUGUUCAGUCAUACUAUAUUACAAGUACAGAAUGGCAUUUAAAUAUGGUAAAAUCUGAAAAACAAACAACAUUUUAUUCAUGUUGUGAAGAGGCAUAUCCAUAUAUUGAUAUUAUGAUAAGUAUUCAACGUCGUCCUCUAUUUUAUAUAUUUAAUCUUAUUUUACCAUGUGUUUUGAUUUCAAUAAUUGCAUUGUUAGGUUUUUAUAUGCCAUCUGAUUCUGGUGAAAAAGUAACAUUAGGUAUAACAUCACUUCUAUCAACAACUGUCUUUCUUAUGCUUGUAGCAGAAGGAAUGCCUCCAACAUCAGAAGCAUUACCACUAAUAGGAAUAUACUAUGGUGUAACAAUAUUUAUUGUUUCAUUAGCUACAACAAUGACAGUUUUUACAUUAAAUAUUCAUCAUUAUGGAAUUCAGGGAAAAGAAGUACCGUUAAUAAUUCAAUGUAUUGCUUUUAAGUUUUUAGCACCAAUUAUGUUGUUACGGAUUAAUAAAUAUCAUUCAAUUACCAGUCAUGUUGACUGGCUUUAUAACAAAUAUAAAAAAGAAGAGGAAGAAUUAUUAGAGGAUAGACCAUUUCUUAAACCAAAAAUAAACAAUAAUAAUACAUCAGAAACUCCUACAACUGAUGACGAAAAAUGUCAGAAUGAUUUUUUAUUUGUUUUAGAAAAACUUCAUACAACAAUGGAAAGGAAUGAAUUUAGAUUAGCAGAAAAAGAUAUCAGGAAUACAAGGAAAUUAGAAUGGCAACAGGUAGCCUUAGUUUUAGAUCGUUUUUUUUUAAUAAUAUUUAUACUUGGAACAUUAAUAAUUUCAAUGGCAAUAUUAUUUAAACGUCAAAUUGAAUUAUUAUUUUAG
Messenger RNA from Strongyloides ratti, 1404 nucleotides. Its product is annotated as Nicotinic acetylcholine receptor family and Neurotransmitter-gated ion-channel transmembrane domain and Neurotransmitter-gated ion-channel family and Neurotransmitter-gated ion-channel ligand-binding domain and Nicotinic acetylcholine-gated receptor, transmembrane domain-containing protein. Gene Ontology annotation, molecular function: acetylcholine-gated monoatomic cation-selective channel activity; transmembrane signaling receptor activity. The transcript is spliced from 4 exons. NCBI's taxonomy places the organism in Eukaryota, Metazoa, Nematoda, Chromadorea, Rhabditida, Strongyloididae. Gene Ontology annotation, cellular component: neuron projection; postsynaptic membrane; synapse. The record is from RefSeq and is a predicted model, not a curated record. Gene Ontology annotation, biological process: signal transduction; nervous system process; chemical synaptic transmission. The coding region runs from base 1 to 1404 and encodes 467 amino acids.